This is a messenger RNA of Drosophila teissieri, 1516 nucleotides long. RefSeq names its product innexin inx4 (gene zpg). Gene Ontology annotation, cellular component: gap junction; plasma membrane. Gene Ontology annotation, molecular function: gap junction channel activity. The record is from RefSeq and is a predicted model, not a curated record. Bases 125 to 1228 code for a protein of 367 amino acids. The transcript has 3 exons. Gene Ontology annotation, biological process: phototransduction. Lineage: Eukaryota; Metazoa; Arthropoda; Insecta; Diptera; Drosophilidae.
AACAAUAGUGUGCUUCAACCGUUAUGAUGCCGCGUGCUUUUGGAACAAGUUAAAACGCCAAAAUUUACAAGCACUGAACAAUUCAUGUUUUAAGCCGCAAAUUAAUAAAAAUAAACACGCCACCAUGUACGCAGCUGUUAAGCCGCUCUCCAAGUAUCUGCAGUUCAAGUCGGUGCACAUCUACGAUGCCAUUUUCACGCUGCACUCCAAAGUGACGGUGGCCCUGCUCUUGGCCUGCACCUUUCUACUUUCCUCGAAACAAUAUUUCGGGGAUCCUAUCCAGUGUUUUGGGGACAAGGACAUGGACUACGUGCACGCCUUUUGCUGGAUUUACGGCGCCUAUGUGAGCGACAAUGUGACUGUGGCGCCGCUGAGAAAUGGCGCUGGCCAGUGCCGACCAGAUGCGGUGAGUAAGGUGGUGCCACCGGAGAAUCGCCACUACAUCACCUACUAUCAAUGGGUGGUGCUGGUUCUGCUCCUCGAGUCAUUUGUCUUCUAUUUGCCCGCCUUUCUCUGGAAAAUUUGGGAAGGCGGUCGACUGAAGCAUUUGUGCGACGAUUUCCACAAGAUGGCCGUUUGCAAGGACAAGAGCAGGACUCAAAUUCGCGUACUGGUCAAGUACUUCUCCAGCGACUACAAGGAGACCCACUUCCGCUACUUUGUCAGCUACGUCUUUUGUGAGAUACUCAACUUGAGCAUCAGUAUUCUCAACUUUCUUCUAUUGGACGUAUUCUUCGGCGGUUUUUGGGGCCGCUACCGUGAUGCCUUGCUGUCGCUUUACAACGGCGAUUAUAACACGUGGAACAUCAUCACCAUGGAGGUCUUUCCCAAGUGCGCCAAGUGCGAGAUGUACAAGGGCGGCCCCAGCGGUUCGUCCAACAUAUACGACUACCUCUGCCUGCUGCCCCUGAAUAUACUGAACGAGAAGAUCUUCGCCUUCUUGUGGCUGUGGUUUAUACUGGUGGCUAUGCUCGUUGCCCUAAAGUUCCUGUACCGCCUGGCCACCGUUUUGUAUCCCGGAAUGCGCCUGCAGUUGCUUCGGGCCAGGGCACGUUUCAUGCCCAAGACGCACCUACAGGUGGCACUGCGCAAUUGCAGUUUUGGCGACUGGUUCGUGCUGAUGCGCGUGGGCAACAACAUCAGCCCCGAGAUUUUCCGCAAGUUACUGGAGGAGCUUUACGAAGCUCAGUCCUUGACUAAAAUACCGCCGGGAGCGGAUGAAAUCUAAGAUCUUAUUGAAACAGUAUUCUCAUUUGAAUUACAUCUACAGUAGAAGACAACUAUGUAUAACAUACAUUGAUUCUUUUUCACAUUACCCCCAUCGAUAUGUGCAUAUUAUCGAAGAAAUUGUUAACUAAUCUAAGUCAUGCUAAGCGAAAAAUGGCAUUUUCAGUACUUGAGUACAUUCUCAUAUUUCUCAUUCAUCAUAAUCGUUCUUGACCACUUUAAUACUUAAUUGGCUUGAUAUAGGUUGAAAACUGUAUGUUUCUCUAAUAAAAUUUGAAAGUGAAAAGAA